Messenger RNA from Puntigrus tetrazona (Sumatra barb), 5747 nucleotides. It is a transcript of the gene cacna2d2b, whose product is annotated as calcium channel, voltage-dependent, alpha 2/delta subunit 2b. The transcript is spliced from 37 exons. The record is from RefSeq and is a predicted model, not a curated record. Gene Ontology annotation, cellular component: voltage-gated calcium channel complex. Gene Ontology annotation, molecular function: voltage-gated calcium channel activity. The coding region runs from base 189 to 3530 and encodes 1113 amino acids. NCBI's taxonomy places the organism in Eukaryota, Metazoa, Chordata, Actinopteri, Cypriniformes, Cyprinidae.
UCCGCGAGGUGUCGCGGGCGCGCGUGCACGAGAGCAUCAUCACGCGCAGCAUCUUUCGCCCACCAACGUCUCUUUAUUUCAAUUCACUUUAAUUCUCAGGCAAAAAACCGCGUCGUGUCUGGAUAUCCCGCUCUGCUGGAUCGCCGCGAGGACACCUGCGCUUCUGGAUCGGAGUGUUUUCAUGGAAAAUGGCGAGAUGGGCUCACGCGCGUCUGCUGAUGAUGGUGGUGAUUUUCAGCGGGUCGUGGACCGCAGUGGACGCGCUCACAUUUCCACAGCAUUACACGAUCAUGCACUGGGCUCGUCGCAUCGAACAGGAGAUUGACAGAGUCUUGCAGCACAUCAGCGGCGCUCAGCAGCUGAAAGGGAUCUACGGUGAGAAGAGAAGACAGUUCAGUUUGGUCAGAAAUAACCCUCGAGAAAUUGUAGAGAAAGUGGCAACAGACAUCGAGAGACUGCUGGCCAAGAAACGCAAAGCACUUGAGAAACUUGCGAGUGAAGCGGAGCGUCUUCAGAAAGAUCAUCGGUGGCAGGAUGGGAUCAAGGAGGAAAAUAUUGAAUAUUAUAACUCUAAAGCAGAGAUGGACUAUGACGGUGAGGACAUUGAUUCUCAGAUGUCGUUGAAACUGGAGUUCGUGUACGAUUCGAACUUCAAAAACCAUGUGAAUUACUCACACACCGCCGUCCAGAUCCCCACAGACAUCUACAAAGGCGCGCCGGUGAUUCUGAACGAGCUGAACUGGACGCAAGCGUUAGAGCGAGUCUUUAUAGAAAACAGCAGAGACGACCCUUCGUUGCUCUGGCAAGCAUUUGGAAGCGCCACCGGUGUCACGAGAUAUUAUCCAGCUGCUCCCUGGAGAGCACCGGAUAAGAUCGACCUUUAUGAUGUACGAAGACGACCAUGGUACAUUCAAGGAGCAUCCUCGCCCAAAGAUAUGGUCAUCCUCGUAGACGUGAGCGGCAGCGUCAGUGGACUCACUCUCAAACUGAUCAAAGCUUCGGUCACGGAGAUGCUCGAUACACUCUCCGAUGAUGAUUACGUCAAUGUCGCAAGGUUCAAUGAGAAGGCAGAGGCGGUGGUGCCCUGCUUUAAACACCUGGUUCAGGCCAACGUGCGCAAUAAGAAGAUCUUUAAAGAAGCUGUGCAGCAGAUGCAGGCCAAAGGAACCACUGAUUACAAAUCCGGCUUUCACUUUGCUUUCAACCAGCUGCUCAACAAGACGAAUGUUCCUCGAGCCAACUGUAAUAAAAUCAUCAUGUUAUUUACCGACGGAGGGGAGGACCGAGCUCAGGACAUCUUUGAGCAGUACAACUGGCCCAAUAAGACGGUCCGCGUGUUCACGUUCUCGGUGGGGCAGCACAAUUAUGAUGUCACUCCGCUGCAGUGGAUCGCUUGUGCUAAUAAGGGAUACUAUUUCGAGAUCCGCUCCAUCUGUGCUAUAAGGAUUAACACCCAGGAAUAUCUGGACGUGCUGGGCCGCCCCAUGGUUCUGGCAGGAAGAAGUGCCAAGCAGGUGCAAUGGACCAACGUCUAUCAGGACGCGCUGGGUCUGGGGCUGGUGGUGACGGGGACCAUGCCGGUGUUCAACCUCACUGUGGACGGAAACUCUCAGAAUCAGCUGAUUUUAGGGGUCAUGGGGGUCGAUGUUCAUCUGGAUGAGCUGAAGAGACUCACGCCACAAUACAAGCUGGGAGCAAACGGUUACAUCUUCGCCAUUGACCCAAAUGGAUACGUGCUGAUGCAUCCGAACCUGCAGCCUCGAGAGGAGGAUUUACCAGAGCCUGUGACACUGGACUUCCUGGACGCUGAAGUAGAAGACGGCAGCAAACAGGAGAUUCGCCGGCAAAUGAUUGAUGGCCGAUCGGGGGAGAUGACAAUCAAAACUCUAAUUAAAUCAAUAGACGAGCGCUACAUUGACGAGGUCACGCGUAUGUACUCUUGGACGCCCAUCAACGACACCGAUUACAGUCUGGGUCUGGUACUUCCUCCGUACAGUGAAUAUUACAUCCAGGCCGAUCUCAGCGAUGUCAUGCUGCAGCUACAGUAUUUACAGUCCCUGCUGCCUAACUCCUUUGAGUCGGCUGGUCACGUGUUUCUAGCUCCCAGAGAAUACUGCAAGCGUCUGCAGAUGGCUGAGAAUAACACACAGUUCCUGGCGGACUUCCUGUCUCUGAUGGUGGAGAUCUCACCUGAAUCUGAAGACUGCGAUCAGGGUCUCAUUCAUAACCUGAUCUUGGAUUCUGGGAUCCUCUGGAAUCUCGCCACACGUGUUUGGCAGAACAAAGAUCUCAACACGUACGGCUUCCUGGCGCUGUUUGCAUCCACCAAUGGAGGCGUCACGCGCAUCUACCCCAACACAGCUGCUGAAUCAUGGGACGAGGAUCCUGAACCUCUGAACUCAAACUUCUACCGUCGCACUCUGGACAACAAAGGCUACAUCUUCAGAGCGCCGACACGAACCUCAAUGGACGAUCUGUUAAUCUCAGAGAAUGGCACUGUGGGGAUUUUGGUUACCACUGCCGUGGAGGUCGUGAUUUCAGGCAAAACCAUGAAGCCUGCAGUGGUCGGCGUUAAGCUGGAUUUAGAGGCCUGGGUCGACAAGUUCAAGAUCCUCGCCAGCAACGUAUCAGACAGCAGACAAUCUGCUCAUAAGUGCGGCCCCUCCAGAUCCUGUGAGAUGGACUGUGAAGUGAACAGCGAUGAUUUGUUGUGUUACCUGAUCGAUGACGGAGGUUUCCUGGUGAUGUCCAAUCAGAGAGAUCACUGGAAGAAGGUGGGUCUGUUUUUUGGCGAGGUCGACCCCUACCUGAUGUUCGCCCUGUACAACAACUCAAUCUAUGCCCGUCAUCAGACCUUCCAGUAUCAGUCGGCCUGUGAGCCGACAGCCAGCAGCCACACAGGAGCCGCUCACAGAGGAUUUUAUGUGCCAUCCAUUGCUGAUUUUCUCAGUCUGGCCUGGUGGACGUCAGCAGCGGCGUGGUCUAUUCUUCAGCAGUUCCUGUAUGGACUCAUCUACAGCAGCUGGUUCAACACAGAAGACGUCUGGGCUGAGAGUUCGGACACUAAAGGGAGCAGCAGCUGUGUGACGGUUUACAGUCAGUUCUACUUCACAAACACCACUAACUCCUUCAACGUGCUGCAGGAUUGUGGGAACUGCUCCAGUGUGUGUGUGGGAAAAAGUAAUUUGUGCAUUUUAAUAAACACUAUUCCUAACACAAACUCUCUUUAUGUUAGAUUGUUCCACGCCAAGCGUAUAGAAAACACAAACCUGUUGUUUGUGGUGGCGGAGACACUGCCCUGUAGCUCCUGCGAGAUCGAGAAACUCCUGCCUGUCAGAACAAAAUCUCAAGAAGAGAAUCCGUGUGAGGUGUUAAACUCUGCUCGCUAUCGGAAAGGACCUGACAAAUGCUUCGACUACAACUCAGAGGAGAACACGUCGGAGUGUGGCAGCGCUCACUCUUUACACUGUCCGAUGCGAGUUCUGCUCUGGAUUCAGUUAUCAUGGCUUUACCUCAUUCUACGAUCGUAAUCUGAGUCCCACUGCCUUCGAUGUUCCUGUUCCUCAUCCGCGCGUCAUUCCGGUCCUCUCCUGAACCCUUUUGGUUUUCCGGCUCUCUGUUUCAUCGUGAGGUGCAUUCCAACUGUGUGCCGUUACAGCAGAGCAUGAUGGGAAAACGUGUCUUAGUAACCCCAACAUUGUGCAGAUCCAAAAAAAAAACAAAACUGUCUUAAAUCAUUUCAUCUUUAUAUUCAGAAAACAUACAAAAAAAACAGUCUUUCUGCUGCCGUAAAGUAUUUUUGCUUGCCAAAAACAGGAAAGGACCUGGUUUGUUUCGAAACACUGAAACGCAACUCACGUUUUGACGGUUAUUAUCACAAUCUCGCAUUGUGUGUUUAUUUGAGUCUUGCUUCGUUCUCAAUUUAGUGCCAAACCCUGACGUACGUGGAUGCUCAAACGCUGGGGAUGCGCAGCUUACGUUGAAAUAUCUUUUUUUUUUUUAAGCUUCCUUGCCAAGAGAGAAUGCUGUAUUAUUGCAAACUGCUUCGUUUAGAAAAGAAGAUGAUUUAGAUUUUGUUUUGUGUUCAUUUAGAGCUUUUGUCGAAUGUUUUAAGGGCAUAUAUUGUGUCUAAAAACUGCUGCCUGGUUUGUUACCCAACAGUGCCUUGGCGCACUUGUCCGAACGGACCAACAUUAGCACUGGACGUGGAUUCGACUGACCCUGAAUGAAUGCUGGAGAAAGACACGGUAUUGAAUGUUUACAGUAUACAGUAUAAGGGUGAAUGUCAUGAAACCUGGCAAAAGUUCAUAAUUCACCCCAAAAUCAAUAGAUGUGGAUAGAAAGUGGAACAUGAAGAAAACGAAGCACAUUUUUAGGAUCAUUAAGAUUUUAAAAGCACAUUUUUCUUUCGAUUCUCAUUACUGUAAUGUGAAAAAAACACUUUUUUCAUUAUUGUAAUGUGGGGAUAAAAAUAUUUUUACAAUAUGGUAGCAUUUGUUAUACUGCCUUAAUUUAGGAUUAUUCAAAUAGUAAAAAACAUAAUUUCAAACUGUGCAAUAUUCCUACAAAUGCCCUUUUCAUGACUUUUUGGGUAUUUUUCUGUUGAUUUUGGGGUGUUUCCCAUGAGACGUCUUUUGAUGUUAAGUAUGGGUUUAUUAUACAUAUUCUACUAAUUCUGUCUUUGGAAAGUCACUCAAAUGGUUUUAACUUUUUCUGAUGUAAAUAUGGUUAUUCCACACUGACUUGAUCUAGUUCAGUGUGUUUUAAUGAAAUGGAAUGCAAGCUGAUGUCUCGAUGUCCUGCUGCAUGCUGGGAAAAAUGAUAACGGCUAUUAAACGUCAUGAUUUUAAGACAUUUACUGGAAGGACAUUCGACCCUUCGAAGUCGCUGAACGGACCAUCUUUAUCUUCUUAAUGAGUCCGUAGAUGAUACCCAAGGGUCGAUGUGUAUUUAUUUUGAUUUCAUUUAAAAGAUAUGGUGUGUAUAUUGCUUGCGAAAUGUAUCAAGUGUGAAUUUUGAGACGCUUUCAUGCUUUUAUUGAAAUCUUUUGGAUUUUAUCGCAAAUGUUUUGUUGCUUUUCGGUGAUUAUAUAUAACAUUUUAACGGUCCAUUUAGACAAAAUAAAUUAGUUGGUUGUAUUUCAUCUUUUAACGUGGCCACACUUCCAAAACAAUUGUACUUCCUAAUGAAUGGGUUGAGAUUUUUCUGAAUUGAUCUGAAAGGGUUUCGCUUGACGUAUUUUGUAUCGUAAUGGCUUGAGCAAUACUUUGAAUUAUGUCAACUACGCUGAAAUGCACAUGAGCGCUACUGAAUUAGUGUAAAGAGAGCAUGAAAUCAGUAUUGAGCCGCUUUUUUGGAUGACUUUGAUUCAGGCUUGUCUUUGAAUAUCGGCUUAAUGUUUGUAUGUGAGCUAUGAGCGUUCUAACAGUAUUAUUUCAUGCCAAUAAGAGUAUUUAUACUAUUGUCUUUAUGUAAAAAACCAAAAAAAUCUGUGUUACAAUGAAUUUAAUUUUGUGAAUAGGAAUGUUUUAAUUCUUGUUUUAUUUUUUAUUUUGUUCUGCAGAUGUUUGUUAACUAUGUGAAAGGGGUUUUCCUCCCUUUCUGCGGUCUUCCAUAUCACUUCAUUUUGUACAGAUGGCACAAAUCUAUCAAGAAAGGCUAACUUUGUAUCAUAUUGUGUCAUUCACUUCUGGGAGAUGUUUAUAAAAGAAAUGGUGAGAUAAAGACAUUCAUAUUUUUCACGUCAA